Molecule: messenger RNA, 9357 nt
Organism: Tyto alba (common barn owl)
Lineage: Eukaryota; Metazoa; Chordata; Aves; Strigiformes; Tytonidae
Gene: AGRN
Product: agrin
Exons: 40
Coding region: 177-6470 (2097 amino acids)
Biological process (GO): G protein-coupled acetylcholine receptor signaling pathway; receptor clustering
Cellular component (GO): membrane
Molecular function (GO): calcium ion binding; laminin binding
Source: RefSeq, a predicted model, not a curated record
GCCUCCCUCCCUCCCUCUCUCUCUCUCUCUCUCUCUCUCUUUCUUUCCUCCUUUUCACCUCCUCGAACAAAAGUAGCCCUUCUCUCUGCUCCAGCCCUGCCCGCGAGCGGGGCCGCUUUGUCUGCCCGCCCCGUCGGGGUGCCCGGGGCCGGGAGCGGGCCGGGCCGGGCCGGGCCAUGGCGGGGGGAGCGGCGGGUGCCCGGCUGCUGCUGGCGCUGCUGGGCUUGGGGUUGGCGCUGGGAGGCGGAGGAGGAGGAGGAGGAGGAGGAGGAGGCGGUGGUGGGGCGACGUGCCCCGAGCGGGAGCUGGAGCGGCGGGAGGAAGAAGCCAACGUGGUGCUGACGGGCACGGUGGAGGAGAUCAUGAACGUGGACCCCGUGCACCACACCUAUUCCUGCAAGGUGAGAGUCUGGCGUUACCUGAAAGGCAAAGACAUCGUCACUCACGAGAUCCUCUUGGAUGGUGGGAACAAAGUGGUUAUCGGUGGCUUCGGGGACCCGUUAAUCUGUGACAACCAAGUCUCAACUGGAGACACACGGAUUUUCUUCGUCAACCCUGCCCCGCAGUACAUGUGGCCGGCACACCGCAACGAGCUGAUGCUGAACUCCAGCCUCAUGCGGAUAACGCUGCGCAACUUGGAGGAGGUGGAGCACUGCGUGGAAGAACAUAGGAAGCUUCUUGCUGACAAGCCCAAUAGUUACUUUACUCAGACGCCGCCGACGCCGCGAGAUGCGUGCCGAGGGAUGCUGUGCGGGUUCGGGGCGGUGUGCGAGAGGAGCCCCGCCGACCCUUCGCAGGCCUCCUGCGUCUGCAAGAAGACGGCUUGCCCCGUCGUGGUGGCCCCUGUCUGCGGCUCCGAUUAUUCCACCUACAGCAACGAGUGUGAGCUGGAGAAGGCCCAGUGCAACCAACAGAGGCGGAUCAAAGUCAUCAGCAAGGGACCGUGCGGCUCCAAGGACCCCUGCGCAGAGGUGACCUGCAGCUUCGGCAGCACGUGCGUCCGCUCCCCCGACGGCCAGUCGGCCAAGUGCGUCUGCCCGUUGUCCUGCAGCGGCGUGCCCGAGGGCACGGUGUGCGGCAGCGACGGCAAAGACUACCGCAGCGAGUGCGACCUCAACAAGCACGCCUGCGACAAGCAGGAGAACGUUUUCAAGAAGUUCGACGGCGCCUGCGACCCUUGUAAAGGUGUCCUCAACGACAUGAACCGUGUUUGCCGGGUGAACCCCCGCACCCGGAGGGUGGACCUGCUCUCCCGCCCCGAGAACUGCCCCCCAAAGAGAGAGCUCGUGUGCGGUGACGACGGGGUGACUUACGACAACGAGUGCGUGAUGGGGCGCUCGGGGGCCAUCCGGGGACUGGAAAUCCAGAAGGUGCGUUCCGGGCAGUGCCAGCAUCAGGACAAAUGCAAGGAUGAGUGCAAGUUCAACGCCGUCUGCCUGAACCGCCGCGGCACCGCGCGCUGUUCCUGUGACCGCAUCGCCUGCGACGGUGCUUACCGACCCGUCUGCGCCCGGGACAGCCGGACCUACAGCAACGACUGCGAGCGCCAGAAAGCCGAGUGCCACCAGAAGGCUGCCAUCCCAGUGAAGCACAGCGGACCCUGUGACCUGGGCACCCCCAGCCCGUGCCUGAGCGUGGAGUGCACCUUCGGGGCCACGUGUGUGGUGAAGAACCAGGAGGCCGUGUGCGAGUGCCAGCAAGUGUGCCAGGGCCGCUACGACCCCGUGUGCGGCACCGACAACCGCACCUACGGCAACCCCUGCGAGCUCGACUCCAUGGCCUGUGUCCUCAAGAGAGAGAUCAAAGUGAAGCACAAAGGGCCCUGCGACCGCUGUGGCAAGUGCCAGUUCGGGGCCAUCUGCGAGGCGGAGACGGGACGGUGCGUGUGCCCCACGGAGUGCGUUGCCUCCUCCCAGCCCGUGUGCGGCACAGAUGGCAACACGUACGGCAGCGAGUGCGAGCUCCACGUCCGGGCGUGCACGCAGCAGACGAACAUUUUGGUGGCUGCCCAAGGAGACUGCAAGUCCUGCGGCAGCACGGUGUGCUCCUUCGGCAGCAAGUGCGUGGGAGGGCAGUGCGUGUGCCCGCGCUGCGAGAGGCAGCCCUUCGCCCCGGUCUGCGGGAGCGACGGCCUCGCCUACGACAACCCCUGCGAGCUGCAGGUCGCCUCCUGCCAGCAGCAGAAGAGCAUCGAGGUGGCCAGGAUGGGGCCGUGCGAGGAGGAGUGCGGCUCGGGGGGCUCGGGCUCCGGCGACGGUAGCGAGUGUGAGCAGGAUCGGUGCCGGCAGUACGGGGGCUGGUGGGACGAGGAUGCUGAGGAUGACCGCUGUGUGUGUGACUUCACCUGCCUGGCAGUGCCCCGCAACCCGGUGUGUGGCUCCGAUGGGGUGACCUACACCAACGAGUGUGAGCUGAAGAAGACACGGUGUGAAAAACGCCAGGAUCUCUAUGUCACUAGCCAAGGAGCCUGUCGUGCCCUCGCCACAACCCCGCCACCUCUCCUGGUUGUGCACUGCAGCCAGACCAUCUACGGAUGCUGCCCAGACAACAUGACCUUGGCACUCGGAGUGGGGGCAGCUGGAUGCCCAAGUACCUGCCAGUGCAACCCCUACGGCUCCUAUGGGGGAGCCUGCGACCCCGCGACGGGGCAGUGCUCCUGCAAGCCAGGCGUGGGGGGCCUGAAGUGCGACCGCUGCGAGCCAGGCUUCUGGAAUUUCCGCGGCAUCGUCACCGACAGCAAGAGCGGCUGCACGCCCUGCAACUGCGACCCGGUGGGCUCAGUGCGCGAUGACUGCGAGCAGAUGACUGGUCUGUGCUCCUGCAAGACUGGUAUCACUGGCAUGAAAUGCAACCAGUGCCCCAACGGCAGCAAGCUGGGCAUGACUGGCUGUGAGAAAGACCCCUCAGCCCCAAAAUCCUGCGAGGAAAUGAGCUGCGAGUUUGGGGCCUCGUGCGUGGAAGUCAACGGCUUUGCCCACUGCGAGUGCCCGUCCCCGCUCUGCUCGGAGGCCAACAUGACCAAGGUGUGUGGCUCUGAUGGUGUGACUUAUGGGGACCAGUGCCAGCUGAAGACCAUUGCCUGUCGGCAGGGACAAGCCAUCACAGUGAAGCAUGUGGGGCAGUGCCACGAGUCCAUCACUCACACAAGCCACACCUCGCCACCCACACCGCUGCCCACACUGCCCUUGGACAAGUUAAUCCUCCCACCGCCACUGCGGCUCACCACCCGGGCUCCAGAACCCACCGAGCUGGCUACCACCUCCCUGCUGUUGGAAGCCAGGCCUACGGAAAGAGAUCACCCUACAACAAGGCGCGUCACGACUGCCAGACCAGCCACGACACCGUGGAUGACCCACGGGGUGUAUAAAACCACCGUCCGCCCUCUCUCCACCGCACCAGUGGUCCUGGCCACCACCCAGCCUGCCUACGUUGAAUCGGGCAGUGCAGAAGGCAGCGGAGACCAAGAGAUGGGCAGCAGUGGAGACCAGGAAUCUAGUGGGGCAGGCUCUGCCGGGGAAGAGGAGGUGGAGGAAAGCCAGGUGACUUCCACCCCGGCCAUCGAGAGGGCCACGUGUUACAACACCCCGCUGGGAUGCUGCUCCGAUGGCAAGACGGCGGCUGCUGAUGCGGAAGGCAGCAACUGUCCGGCUACCAAAGUCUUCCAAGGAGUCCUCAUCUUGGAGGAGGUGGAAGGCCAGGAGCUGUUCUACACACCCGAGAUGGCUGACCCCAAGUCAGAGCUCUUUGGGGAGACGGCCAGGAGCAUUGAGAGCGCGCUGGAUGAGCUUUUCCGUAAUUCUGAUGUUAAGAAGGAUUUCAAGAGCAUCCGUGUCCGAGACCUGGGGCAGAGCAGCGCUGUCCGUGUCAUUGUGGAGUCCCACUUUGACCCAGCUACUUCCUACACGGCAGCUGAUGUCCAAGGGGCCCUGCUGAAGCAGAUCAGAGCUUCCAAGAAGAAGACCAUCCUGGUGAAGAAGCCCCAGCAGGAGCAUGUCAAAUUCAUGGACUUUGACUGGAUCCCCCGGCUCUUCACCACCACUGUGACCACAACCACGGCCACCACCGUGGCACCCGCCACCACCCCACGGCGGUACCCCACGGCAGCCGCUGCCACCACACCCCACGGCCCGCGCCCGGGCGCCGCGGGCCGACCCAGCCCCAAAGCAGCAGGAGCUGCGAGCACCAAGAGACCCACGUCCACCCUCCCCGCCACCACCCGGCGGAAGCCCACGCGCCAGCCCCCCGGCACGAGGAAACCCACGCGGCCCUGCGACUCCCACCCCUGCCUGCACGGCGGCACUUGCGAGGACGACGGGAAGGAGUUCACCUGCAGCUGCCCAGCAGGCAAAGGGGGGGCCGUCUGCGAAAAACCUAUCAGGUACUUCAUCCCCAGCUUUGGUGGCAAGUCCUACCUGGCCUUCAAGAUGAUGAAGGCGUACCACACCGUGCGCAUCGCCAUGGAGUUCAGGACCGUGGAGCUCAGCGGGCUGCUGCUCUACAACGGGCAGAACCGCGGCAAAGACUUCAUCUCCCUGGCGCUGGUUGGCGGCUUUGUGGAGCUCAGGUUUAACACUGGCUCCGGGACGGGCAUCAUCACCAGCAAGGUCCGCGUUGAGCCUGGCAAGUGGCACCAGUUAGUGGUGAACCGCAACCGCCGCAGCGGCAUGCUGUCCGUCGACGGGGAGCCCCACGUCAGCGGGGAGAGCCCGACGGGCACCGACGGCCUCAACCUGGACACGGAUCUGUUCAUCGGGGGAGCGCCGGAGGAUCAGAUGGCUGCGGUGGCGGAUCGUACCGCGGCCUCCGCGGGUCUGAAGGGCUGCAUCCGCCUCCUGGACGUGAACAACCAGAUGUACGACCUGCGGGAGAAAGGCAGCGAUGUGCUGUAUGGCAGCGGGGUGGGCGAGUGCGGCAACGACCCCUGCCACCCCAACCCCUGCCACCACGGUGGCAUCUGCCACGUCAAGGAGGCAGAGAUGUUCCACUGCGAGUGUCUCUACAGCUACACCGGCCCAACGUGUGCCGACGAGAGGAACCCCUGCGACCCUACGCCCUGCCACGUCUCUGCCACCUGCCUGGUGCUGCCGGAGGGAGGUGCCUUGUGUGCCUGUCCCAUGGGCCGGGAAGGAGACUUCUGCGAGCUAGUGACAGAGCAGGACCACACCAUACCCUUCCUCCCGGAGUUCAAUGGCUUCUCGUACCUGGAGCUGAACGGGCUGCAGACCUUCGUUCCUGACCUGCAGGACAAAAUGUCCAUGGAAGUUGUGUUCCUGGCCAAGAACCCCAACGGCAUGAUCUUCUACAAUGGCCAGAAGACAGAUGGCAAAGGGGACUUUGUCUCUCUGGCCUUACACGAUGGCUACCUGGAGUACAGAUACGACCUGGGCAAAGGGGCGGCUGUGCUCAGGAGCAAAGAGCCAGUUCCCCUCAAUGCCUGGAUAAGCGUCUUGUUGGAGAGGAACGGACGCAAAGGGGUAAUGAGGAUCAACAACAGCGAGAGGGUGAUGGGAGAGUCACCGAAAUCCCGUAAGGUGCCUCACACCUUCCUGAACCUGAAGGAGCCAUUUUAUGUGGGGGGAGCCCCUGAUUUCAGCAAGCUGGCUCGAGCAGCUGCCAUCUCCACCAGCUUUGAUGGAGCUGUGCAGUGGAUCUCCGUCAAGGGGGUUCCUGUGCUGAAGGAACAGAACAUCCGCAGCGCCAUUGAGAUCUCCCCCUUCCGAGGUCACCCCUGCACCCAGAAACCCAAUCCUUGCCAGAACGGGGGCACUUGCAGCCCCCGGCUAGAGAGCUACGAGUGUGCCUGCCAGAGGGGCUUCUCCGGGGCUCACUGUGAGAAAGUGAUCAUUGAGAAGGCUGCUGGAGAUGCAGAGGCCGUUGCUUUUGAUGGUAGGACAUACAUGGAGUACCACAAUGCCGUGACAAAGAGCCACCUGACCAAUGAGAUCCCCGCUCCCGAAGCGCUGGACUAUCCCGCGGAGCCCAGCGAGAAGGCCUUGCAGUCAAACCGCUUUGAACUAAGCAUCAAAACAGAAGCCACUCAGGGGCUGAUCCUGUGGAGCGGGAAGGGGCUGGAGCGAUCAGAUUACAUCGCCCUGGCCAUCGUGGAUGGCUUUGUACAAAUGACCUACGACCUCGGCUCCAAGCCAGUCGUCCUACGAUCCACGGUCCCAGUCAACACCAAUGAGUGGAUCCACAUCAAAGCAUACAGGGUACAGAGAGACGGUUCCCUUCAAGUUGGCAACGAAGCCCCCAUUUCUGGCUCUUCUCCGCUUGGUGCGACGCAGCUGGAUACGGACGGGGCCCUGUGGCUGGGGGGAAUGGAGAAGCUGAGCGUGGCUCACAAGCUGCCCAAGGCCUACAGCACUGGCUUUAUUGGCUGCAUAAGGGACGUGAUUGUCGACCGCCAAGAACUGCAUCUGGUGGAGGACGCUUUAAACAACCCCACGAUAUUACACUGCUCAGCCAAAUAGACCCCCAGGGACCCUUCCUUCUCCUUCCCUCCCUCCUGCCUAUUGCUGUAAUUAUUUUCUAUUUUUGUAAACUUAUUGCUUUUUAUAUUUUGGGGGGAGGGGGGAAAGGGAGGGGAGGAAACACCUUUUCUUUUGGGUUAUUUGUUCGGUUGCAGUCUAUCCAGGUCAGUCAGACUCUAAUCAAACAGCAGCAACAAAGAACAAACCUUGAACCAAGUCUCCAAGAAGUGACAGAAGAACUUCCCCAUUGCACCUGCAUUGUAAAUCUUAUUCAUACUUGAAGCUUCUUUUUGGGUUAUUUUUCCCCCUCCUUACUUGUGUUCUUGGGUUGUUGUUCACGCCCGUGGGGGAAAGGAUGCUGGUGCUGGCGAGACGCGUGGCCUUCGUGGAUUCACUGCCUUCCCAUCUCAAGCCUGGCCCCGAAGUCCCCUCCGCAGUGCUGGCUGAGCAGGGAAGCGGCCAUCAGAGAAGCGGGAAUUACCUCCCUGCUUUGGGGCCUGGCUCUGCUAAGCCUUCUCCUGCCCUGUGUUCACCCUAUCUCCCUCCUCCCCCCCCUUCCUCUCACUAUAAUUUAUGUGUGUAAGAAUCUCAAGUGCUUUUCUCCUUUAUGCUCUGUUAAAAUCAGGGAUGCCAUGCACUGGAAGAGAGACCAAGGUCUGCUCUGAGCAGGCAGAAAAGCAUUGCUCUUUGGUUGUCUUAUGACUGUUUGCUGGACUAGGAGGUGCUGUGGGGGAAAUAUUGAUUUCUCUGUUUGCUCUCCUCCUCCUCCUCUUGGACAUGUGCAGAAGCAGCUGUGAAACCUCAUUUCCACGCUUUGUGUUUAUCCAGACAUGUCCUAACCACCUGCUUGCCCUGGCUGCUCUUCCCAAGAGCUUCUGUGUACCAAGCGUUGCCCUCCCGUGCACCAGUGAGAACUUGCAGCACGUCUUCAAGAGCUGGAAGUGCUCUCCCCUUCCAGCACUGCCCAACGGGCUGCGAGGGCACGGGGACUGCGUCCCUUUUCACUUUAAAAAAAAAAAAAAAAAAUCUGUUGGAUGCAUCCUUCCAUGACCCAUGUCUAUUUUCCAGCCUCCGGGCAUGACUUGCCCUCUCUCUACCAUGAGGAUGCUUGCAGCUGGCCAGCAUGUGAAUCUCUAGAGCUGGUUUUAGAGCCUCUCUCAUGAAGAGUAAUUGGAGUUUUACCUUUGACUUCAGUUUUUUGCAAUGCCCAGUGCAAUGCAGGGUCUUCCACACCGUGAUCAAAGCUCCUCUGGAAACUGCCAGCCCAGCAGCAAUAGCUUCGAAGGAAACGGGAACAGGGCGCGAGCCAGCUGUCGAGGCAGUAGUGUUUGGGAGGUGGUUUUUUAAGUAUUUUUCUUCCUCCAUGCAAAUCUUGAAAGCAAGUAGUGUGGUGCCAAUUGCAAAGCCAGUAUGUGUGGUUUUGAGUGAAUGUAUGCGUGUUUGCAUUGUCUUGUCAGCCAGCACACAUUUGCAUGCGAACACUGACUCUCCUGUAAGCAGGAGAAGAACAAACGGAUUGCAGCUGUGAAAGAAAUGACCCACUCCGUUCAGGUUCCUUCUGCAGGGGAAGAAUUUACUGAUGCUGUGUAGCACCUAUGUCCCUUUUCACCAGUGGGACACAACUGUGUCCCUUUCCCACCCUGAGAUGGCACCUGGCAUUGUUCUAUGUCAAACCAGCUUUAUCAAGUGCACAGAAUUAAUCUGAAGGAUCCCGCCGGGUAUCAAAUGUUAAUUAAUAGCCAGGGUGCCGUCAUUUUGCAGUUUUACCCUAAGUUUCUAGCACACCUUGUAGUGUACCUAUACAAAGUAGUGCACUGCUUAAAAAUGUUGUUUCUUGGCACUAACUUUUGAGCCAUGAAAAGUCAAGUUACUUUUCUCAGGGUGAGCUGUGAACACAGAUGUAACAAAGGGGAAGAACGUAGUGUAAAACCACUUGGGUUUCCUUUUUCUUUUUGUUUGUUUUUUUUUCUUUUUUUUUUUUCUCCAAUUAAAUCUAUCCCUCCCCCCCCAAUCUAUGCCUAAUCUAUUGACAUUCCUCUAAAAAUCCAGUGGUUAAAUAUUUCACGGGGGGCUGCGCCCGCUGUGGAUGGAGACCCCGCUCUGUGUGUGUGUGUGUGUGUGUGUGUGUGUGUGGCUAUACCACAUUUUAAGUGGCUACUGUAUAUAAAUUGUGGUUCCUGGUGGGGAGUACUGUGACUGUGUUGUGAAAGGGAUGGACUGCUGUAUUUUUGAUCCCAAGGUGUAGAUAGACAGGGGCUAGCUCGGACUGCAGGAGGGGGUGGGAUGGGAGGGAAGGGCGAGACCCUCGCUCUGUGUUUUGAGACCUGCGUUGGCCGAGACAGAGGGCUGGAUGUGCCAACUCCAGAGGGAGAGGGGCAUGCGCAGAGGAAGCUGCUAAUUUUCAAAAAUGCCACUGAAAUGAAGCCAGGGUCACUGCAAAAAAAAAAAAAAAAAAAAAAAACAAAAACCAACAAACAACUAAACAAAAACAAAAACUCUGUCUGCUUUUGCUGGGGCUUGGAAAUGCCUUAAAACAGGACCUUGCGUCCUCGUCAAGCAUCUUGAACCAAGGUCAGAUUCAGCAGUGCUCCCUAGGGGCUGUGCACUUAACUUCGGCUUUAUUUUUAAUAGCAUUUAUAACAUGUAUGUACAAAAAAAAGACAUUGAGGUUUGGGGGUUUUGUUUUUUGUUUUUGUUUUCCUGGGUUUUUUUCUUUUUUAAAAAAAAUAUGUCCAUGUGGCUUCAUUUAUAGGGUAAAUUAAUGACCAUUGUGAACUGCUGUAUGAAUUCUGAAGGGCAAUGCGCAGUAGAGGAGCAGCAUGAUAUAACCAUUACUAACUUGUGUCUUUUGUCAAUCACCAUGAAAUAAAGUUGGAAAACUAUUAAA